AUGUCCUGUCCGGGGGGCAGCGCGGCCGCCGCCGCCUUCCUGAUGGAGCCGCUGGCCCGGCCCGAGCCCUUCGCGCCCGCCGCGGGGCUCUUCCCGCAGCCCGGCGACUUCGCGGCCCUGCGCAGCUGCCAGAAGCGCGACGAGGCCUCGCUGGGCUCCUUCCCGUCCUACCUGGCCCAGCUGGACUCGUGGGCCGAGCCCAAGGGCGCCUUCCGGCCGGAGCCGCUGCCGAGCUGCGCCUUCCCCGGCGUCAAGGAGGAGAGCGGCUGCUGCCUGUUCGCCGAGAAGCGGCCUCGCAGCGCCGCCUUCGCCGCCCAGCCCUGCCCGGGCCGGCCCGAGGGCAGCGCGGCCGCUUUCUACCCCUACCCCGAGCUGCAGGAGGGCCCCGAGGCCGCCGAGCUCCGGCCCGGGCUCCGCGGGGAGCGCCUGGAGGCGGCCCCGGCCCCCGCGGCCGAGCGCGGAGCGGCCCCGGCCCCGCCGGGCGCGGAGCAGCCGCGGGGCGAAGUCAAAGCCGAAAAGGCCAAAGCGGGCGCGGGGCAGGCGGAGAAGGAGCCGGGCAAGAGCGCGGACGGCGGCAGCAGCGAGAAUUCCGACAGCGAGGCGAAAGAGGAGGCGGCGGCGGCGGGCGCGGGCGGGACGUGGCUGACGGCGCGCAGCGGGCGCAAGAAGCGCUGCCCCUACACCAAGCACCAGACGCUGGAGCUGGAGAAGGAGUUCCUGUUCAACAUGUACCUGACCCGCGAGCGCCGCCUGGAGAUCAGCCGCAGCAUCGCGCUCACCGACCGCCAGGUCAAGAUCUGGUUCCAGAACCGCCGCAUGAAGCUCAAGAAGAUGAACCGCGAGAGCCGCGUGCGCCAGCUCAGCGCCGGCUUCAGCUUCAGCUGA
Messenger RNA from Agelaius phoeniceus (red-winged blackbird), 885 nucleotides. Lineage: Eukaryota; Metazoa; Chordata; Aves; Passeriformes; Icteridae. The record is from RefSeq and is a predicted model, not a curated record.